Gadus morhua (Atlantic cod) is the source of this 6328-nucleotide messenger RNA. RefSeq names its product shroom family member 1 (gene shroom1). Gene Ontology annotation, biological process: actin filament organization. The record is from RefSeq and is a predicted model, not a curated record. Bases 829 to 5592 code for a protein of 1587 amino acids. Gene Ontology annotation, molecular function: actin filament binding. The transcript has 9 exons. Gene Ontology annotation, cellular component: apical junction complex; adherens junction; cortical actin cytoskeleton. NCBI's taxonomy places the organism in Eukaryota, Metazoa, Chordata, Actinopteri, Gadiformes, Gadidae.
UUGUCCCUGAGAGGGGUAAAGAGCUGCUUUGUAGUGGCACAGGUGUCUCUGUCUGUCUCUCUUUAUGUGAAUCUGUUUAAACAUUAACCACAGCACGUAGUUUGCACCUUUUUGUCAACCCCCCCACCUCGUUUAUUACCUAUAAACUGAAGAUAAAUCCUCCAGAAAUCCCUUCCAAUGGCUAUUUAACUACACGCACGCACACACACACACACACACACGCACAUUCGGCCACACAACUAAACUACACACCCAUGAAGGUGUGUAGUUUCCACAAUUCAAACAGUAUCCAUUGUGAACCCCCCACCAACCCUUGGAUCAUAUUGCAGGUUCCGGGGCCCUGGGGGUCCCCUAAUACAAAAGUAAUUGCCCCAUCCCCCCCCCCCCAAGAAGACACAAAGACAGGAGGUGUUCAUUCUGGGAGAGAGGCCUGUGGUCCUUUCUGUUGCUAAGGCGGCCCGCAGCCCGCCUGCCUGUUCGACUUCCUGGUUCAUUGUUGACUGGAGGAGGCAGAGGAAUGUGCGCCUGAGGAAAGGCUGUUAUUGUAUUCGCAGAUUUCGCGGAAUAUUCUCCGUUCUGCCAACCUGGUUUUAACCGCUGCCAUUUCAGGCUCAACUGAACAGUGAGAUGUCCCUUUUAAAGGGGCUUUGAAUCAGCCACACGGAGAGGAGAAAAUGACCUUAAUCGCUCAUUCUGUUCGUGAGGUGUUCCCUUGAACCGCAAACACACUUUCUGAAACACAAACUAGACGACACUCAAUAGACACCUGCAAGCAAAACAUAAGCUUCAGGGCCUGCCUUCCACAACCUGGAACCUUAACCUUACUCCAUGGAUUCCUUUGGCCUUCACUUUGAGAGAAUGAGCAACUUGGACUUGCACCCUUUAAGCCUGCCGAUCAGCCGGCUCUCUCCAGCAAAGUCCACCAGCAGCAUUGCAGAUCAGCUCCCCCACCAUCAGCACGGGAAGGGGGACUCCGCCUACAGCUCCUUCUCCGGCGGCUCCACCGUUCCAGACUACCCGUCACCCUUCCUCCAGGAUGACCUGCAGCCCAGCGCCUUUAACCACUACACCGAUCUGAAGUAUGUGAAAGCGGUGUACCAACCCUGCCAGGCUCACCAGUCCGAGACACGGACCAUGGACCAGCUGUAUCACUCUGUGGAGGCCAUCUCUCAGCAGCAUCGCAACAUCAACAACCGACGGCAAAACGGACACGAUAGAUGUCACGCCGACAGCAAACUGACUGCCUCCCCUAAUCCUCCCAGUUCCCAUCUACCUCCUCCACCGCCGCCCGCACGCCUGGAUAGCCUAGUAGCCACGAGGAACCUAGAGAACAGCCGAGGCCACCAUCAGGGUACUAAACCCCAACCUCAGCCACUACGCACGCGGACGCAGCAAACGCCCUUCAGUCACUUCCAGCCGUCAACCCUGCCUCAAGACACUCUCAAAUCAAAUGACACAGCUGAUCCAGAGCCCCGCAACCCAGACCUAGUCUAUGGGGGCUGGCGGGAAACACAGCUAGGACCGCCGCUGUCUCAUCAGCCUCCCAGCUACCGGCCUCCACCUCAACGCCACGACGUGGUCAAUUUCUCAAACUCGGAACACAUUAUCCCUGCCCAUCAGAGAAAAUUGGGGCAGCAGCAAAUAUCGGCAAGCCUCCUUAACAAACCACCAGCUCAGGCCACCAACCAAAUGGAGAAUCAAAAGAACAGACAGAGGACCAGGAGUAGUGAUUUAACAAACAAAGGAAGCAAUCAUUUUGAUCGCUAUCGCAAAAGGGCGCACUCCGCCAAAGAGAGUUCCCAGAGUCUGGUCCCAGAGCCAGACAGGUCUUCAAGCCCGAGCAGUUUCGGCCAGAACUUGACCGCCAGCAGCAGCAGCCAGCAUAAGGGUCAGUUUUAUUUUGUAACAGGUAGACAGACAGGAACCGGUGGAAGGAAACUCUCUGUGUCGUCAUGUGCCUCUGAGGCAGGAAGCGAGAGCUCCACGGUGGUGGAGACGUUCACUCUCAGGGAGAAGGAAAGAUGCCACAGCACCAUGGACAAUUUCUUCAGGCCCACCCAGCACAGGCCUUACAAAUCCACGGAAGCACUUUCAGAUAAGAUGCCAGUUUACCCUCCAAUGUCUCAGGAGCAGGACUCUGUGUUCGAGAGCCAGGAUGAGAACCUGAGUACAACGUUCAAUGGACCUUAUCCAAUGACAACACAGCCCUCCCACAAGUUUGACUCAUUAGAACAGAUGCACUUGAUACAAUGUCAGGAGAUGGGCCGUCACACAGCUACCAACCCCAUCUUCUUCUGUGGCCCAGAGGAAAAUCACACCCUCAAAGGCAAUCAAACGCCAGCAAAAGGGGGCGCUAAAUUGAUAAGCAAUGACCAGCUCAUUUUUCGCAAGAGAGAAGAUCUGGCAAAGAAAGGUAGAAGACAACCACUAGGGGAUGUAGCGAGUGAAAGAAUCAACAAGGAAACCACUCCACUUCUCUACCAUCUGACCGGUGCAAGCAGGGCGGCGCUGAAGCCCAAAAAGGACGUUUUUGUCAAUGUAAAAUGCGAAGAAACAACCUUUAACAAAGCUUGUCAAAAAGAAAUUAAUACACACAGGAAGGAGAGAUCUCUUCCGAUCGAAGCCGUUGCAGAGGGUGGUGGGGAGGUUAUUUUGAAUGCCUGCAACACGCUGGAUGACUCAUUUAAGAAAUACUACAAGGAACAGCUCAAGGACGCCCAGUCUAAAGUCUUGAGGGAGACUUCGUUCAAACGCAAGGAUCUCCAGCUGUCCUUGCCCCAACGGAUCAAUGAGAAAAGACUUGAGCUGCGGCCGUCGGUAAUGCAUCAUUUCAGUGCUUCACAGGACUCCGAGACGUCAACAGAAACUCUGACCCCGUCAAUAACAUCAGGGGAGAUGGAGAUAGGGAGCAUCAAAAAAGAGGUUGUGGAGGAAGAGAAGGAUGAAGAAGAUCAAAGGGAAAAUGGAAGACCUUUGAAUGUGGCACAGCCCCAAGUGGCUCGUAUUGGCUGCAGGAAACGUCUGACUCAAGAGAAGAAGAAGAUGUGCUUCUCUGAACCUGAGAAGCUUCAUCAGCUGGGUGACUCUACAUACCAUUCAUCUUGCAGUUCCCUUGGAAAUGAAUUGGAGCAGUUCAUCUCAACUGAAUGUCUCACAACACAGGAACCAGGACAGCAUGGAGAGCAAGGGUUUGUUGCAGCCAGGAGGAAGAUCUUUGAGAUACGAGGCCGAGCCUUUUCUGCUUCCAAUCUCUCAAAGACAAACCUCAAGAACCUUCAGCACAAAGCGCUGGUGGAGUAUGUUGAACGCAAGACGGGCCACAAGGUUGCUGAGCCCCAGCAGCCUGGGCCUCAAUUACCACCUCCCUCAAGACAGAGGCACUCUGUUGGGGAGAAGCCAGUUGGGUCGGCGGCCAAGUCCCCUGUGAGCACAGGCGGUCAGGGGUUCAAGAAGAAACUCAACAGGCCGCAUUCAGCAGGCCACAUCCUUGAUUCUUCCAGCAGUUCCAUCAGAUAUUCCCAGUUUUUCUCAGCUCAGCAAGCUCACUCUAGAUUGUUCCAAGGCAGUGGCCAACCCAGCAUGAAGGAGGGCCAGAGUGCUCAAGGAAAGUCUGCCUCUGUGGAGAGCUUGUUGAGCCAGACGGAUCCCGCAGACCUCUUCAGGAACCGGUCUAGAUCCAUACCAUAUGCAUUUCAGGCACAUGGCCCAGAGCAUGAUUCAUCUCCGGCUGAUGCUAUGGAAACCCAGAGAAGUGAGCCGGGGCUUGUGGCUGAGGAUGCCAGGCCGGCAGCCCCGGAGGUCCAGCAGCGGGUCCGCGUGGUCGCCCAGAGGGGGAAGUCCAUGGAGGAGCUGGGAACAAUGAGGUGCUCCAGACCCCCGGUGCUGAGCAAGAGCACUGAACAGCUCGAGCAGUUCUGGGAUCCCGCAGUGAGAUCAGGAAGGGAGAACAGGAGCCUGCCUUCUGUCUUGGAUGAUGGACGGCUAGACAAGAUGGCCCACCUUCAGGGUCUGGAGCAAGCAAGGCAGAGCAUGGAGACCCUUGGCCUGGAAAGGGCCCGGCCACAAAAAUGGACCCACAAGAGAACCCCGUCCAAGGCAAGUUCAAACUCACAGCUGGGGGCUGAUGAGGAGAGCAGCCCUGCGGCACAUGCAGAAGCCAAGAGCUUGAGUAGAUCCGACUCCCCGGCCUCCGGCAACUGUUCUCGGUACAGAAUUCCCUCGGGUACUCCUAGCUCGCAUGGGUCUGUCUGGGAUGAGGGAAGGCUCAGUGUACCUGGCAGUGAACCCUCUGACCCCCAGUCACCAAACGGACCGGAGAGCAGAGAAAGAGGCAUCAAAUCGACCCCGGCCAACCUAUCUGUGCUCAGUCAGGCGAAGUCUUCAAAGGACAGCAAGCCUGGGUCCAGUGACAGAAAGUCGACCAGUGGGUCUGCGUCACACCAAGCGUGGCCAUUGGAUGAACCCCAAGUUAUAGCCCCACCCCCUGAUCCCAACCAGGAGGACGAGCUGCCGUCCCCACCUCUUCCUCCUCUUCCUCCUCGUGUGGUCAGCGAUGAGAGCCACGACUCCCCACUCAGCGACGACGUAUUUGAGUACCAUUCCGAGUCCCCCAGCCCGGGUUCCCCUGCGCUGAAUGCUGCACCAUUUCAAUCUCCCUCUCACGGCGUUUCCGACCCCUCACCCAUUCCCGCUGUGGACGUGGAGGCCCGCACCGAGACCACGGGCACACCGGACCCGGAAGGAGAGCCGUCACCGGAGCAGCGCCCCCCCGCGGGUAAGCCGGGCUGGACGGAGCUGGUGGUGGCGGUGGUGAAGGCGGACCCGUUGCUGGCCAAGGCGCUGUACCCGCUGGCCGACCGCAAGACAGCGCUGAUGCUGAUGGAGCAGCUGCUGUCGGAGGACACCCUGCUGAUGGAGGAGCACUACAAGAAGAAACAGGGGCAGAGGGGGCCGGCACAGAGUGCUGCGGAUGUCCAGCCCUUAUCUGCUUUUGACGAAGACGACAACCCUGUUCCAAGUUCAGAUCCACAGGUCCAGGCGAACAUCACUGAGAAGAAGCGCGUCCUGGUGUCCUACGCAGAGGAGCGCCUGCGGGGCCUGGAGGCGGAGCGCGGGCCCCUGCAGACGGAGGUCCAGGAGAACGCGGCGCGCGGCGAGGCGGUGCUGGCGCUGGUCCGGCAGCGCUGCCUGCCCUUGGAGGUGGAGCGCUACAGCCUCUUCGUCGGGGACCUGGAGCGAGUGGUCAGCCUGCUGCUCUGCCUCUCGGCCCGGCUGGCCCGCGUGCAGAACGCCCUGAGCACCGUGGACCAGCACACCGACGCAGAGGAGAAGGAGUCCCUGGACAGCCGCCACCGGCUGCUGUGCAAACAGCGCGAGGACGCCAAGGACCUGAAGGACAACCUGGACCGGCGGGAGAGCGUGGUCUCCGCCUUCCUGGCCCCCCAUCUGAGUGGCGCCCAGCUGGGGGGCUACCGGCGCUUCGUCCAGACCACCGCCUCGCUGCUGAUCCGGCAGAAGGACCUGGAGGAGCGGCGGCAGCUGGCCGAGGAGCAGGCCGAGGCCCUGAGGAGCAGCCUGCCGCCGGGCCCCUGAGGGCCCCGGAGGGCCCCGGAGGGAGGGAGGGAGGGAGGGGGAAGAGGACCUCUCCCAGUUCGUGGUACAGGUUGCUUCCCCAUGUCGGAAUCAUUUUUCUUUUCGCCUGGUGCUGGUCGGUUGUAUGUCGCCCCGACACAUUGACAGCCCAAAGCGCCUUAAAACUAUUCUAUAAGGUUAUUCUCCUCUGUCACCUCACUCAGCCAUGAUGGGCUUUUCUUCUUUCUGCGUUUUAACAAAACAAACAAAACAUACAUGAGCCCCCUCCACCCCCCAUAAGGCUGCUCUCCCACACGGCGGGAGGUCCACUGGCUUUGUCUGGCCUAACUUAUCCCACAUUUUUCUCCUUGGCCCCAUUGAUAGUGAACUGCACGCCAGGCACACUGUCUUGUCCCCGCCCCCAUCUGACCCCAAACUCUUUCUGGUGUAUCGAUUGUCGGCCCCGCCAAAACCACCAAUUUGUCCCUCAGAAAGGGUGUCUGUUCGUCUUAUUACGCGGCAUGUUUGUGGCCGUUCAGACUUUCAGAAGAGCUUGCUGGACAUUUCUGCGUGUCUUGAUGGAGACGUGUGCUGAGGAAGCUUUUCCUUCAGGGCUGCCAUGUUGAUCAGCAGUUGCUUAUUUUCUACUUGUUUGUACAAGAGUACAACCCCUGAAGUCCGUCACUGUGGAACUUAGAACAAAUCACAAUCACACACACGCACACACACACACGCACACGCACACACACACACACAC